Messenger RNA from Suillus fuscotomentosus, 2357 nucleotides. Its product is annotated as CTP synthase N-terminus-domain-containing protein. The transcript is spliced from 13 exons. Gene Ontology annotation, molecular function: CTP synthase activity; identical protein binding. The coding region runs from base 310 to 2145 and encodes 611 amino acids. Gene Ontology annotation, biological process: CTP biosynthetic process; pyrimidine nucleobase biosynthetic process. The record is from RefSeq and is a predicted model, not a curated record. Gene Ontology annotation, cellular component: cytoplasm; cytoophidium. NCBI's taxonomy places the organism in Eukaryota, Fungi, Basidiomycota, Agaricomycetes, Boletales, Suillaceae.
AAAACUAGGUAUACACGGAACAAACAACGAUCGGACAUUGAAAAUCAGAAUCGCAGCCAAAAAUUCACCAUAUAACAUUAUGACUCGACAAAGCGACCGUAGCGGGCUCUGCGAGCGGCGUUAUCGACACGAAGAGCUCGGGGAAGCAGUAGUAUGUACUAGAGGAACGCUUCUCAUACACGUUCGUCAUUCAGGGGGGAGUGGCAGUGUUUUAAAGUAUUUCCUUAUUUGUCGAAGUAGUCUCCAAAAUUUCGACGCGCUCCUCUCGCGAUCUUUUGCGAGCUCCUCCGAUUCUCGAUUAUCGCAACGAUGACAAAAUAUAUCCUUGUUUCCGGAGGCGUUGUUAGCGGGAUCGGGAAGGGUGUUAUCGCCUCCUCAACAGGCCUACUCCUCAAGACCGCAGGCCUCAAGGUUACAGCAAUUAAAAUAGAUCCUUACAUGAACAUAGAUGCCGGUACGAUGCGACCAACAGAACAUGGUGAAGUCUACGUUUUAAAUGAUGGCGGUGAGGUGGAUCUAGACCUGGGGAACUAUGAAAGGUACCUCGACGUCACACUCUCUAAAGACAACAACAUCACUACGGGAAAAAUCUAUCGUGAAGUGAUUGAAAAGGAGCGGAGAGGGGAGUACCUUGGAAAAACGGUGCAGAUAGUGCCGCACGUGACGAACGCCAUUCAAGAUUGGAUAGAGCGUGUUUCCAAGAUACCGGUGGACGAAUCGGGAGAGGAACCUGAUAUCUGUAUCGUGGAGCUGGGCGGCACUGUCGGAGACAUUGAAUCGGCGCCGUUCAUAGAGGCGAUGCGCCAAUUUCAAUUUCGCGUUGGACAUGAUAACUUCGCACUAAUCCACGUUUCACUUGUGCCUGACAUGCACGGUGAGCAGAAAACAAAACCGACUCAAACCACUGUCCAUGCGUUGCGUGGGCUCGGUCUGCUCCCUGACCUAAUCGCGUGCCGGUUAUUGGGACGCCAGCCCCUUGAAUCCUCCACCAAGGACAAAAUUUCCAUGUUCUGCCACGUUGCGUCGGAGCAGGUGAUAGGUGUCCAUGAUGUUUCGUCUGUCUACCACGUCCCUCUCCUUUUGCAGUCACAGCGAAUUAUUGAGUAUCUCCGUAAGCGGCUUAAUCUCGCAAGUUUGAACAUCACGGAGGAGUGGGUUUCCAAAGGGCUGUCCUUGGAAAUGAAGUGGAGAGCCGUGACAAAAGGGCAAGAACGCCUCUUCGACGAGGUCAAAAUCGUUCUUGUUGGGAAGUACACCGAUUUAAAAGACUCGUACAUGUCCGUCAUCAAAGCCCUUGAGCAUUCUGCGUUCCGCGUUCGCAGGAAACUCAUCAUUCAGUGGGUUGAGUCAUCGGACCUGGAGCCUUCAACGCAGGAAUCUGAUCCUGCUAAAUACCACGAUGCUUGGCGAGCAGUUGUCGGUGCUGGCGGGAUUCUGGUUCCCGGUGGGUUCGGAAAGCGCGGCACGGAAGGUAUGAUUCUUGCCAUCAAAUGGGCACGAGAGCAGAAAGUCCCUUUCCUUGGUAUCUGCCUGGGCUUCCAGAUGGCUGUGAUAGAAUGGGCACGUAGCGUGCUCAACAUACCAGAUGCUCAUUCGGCUGAGCUCGUUCCCGACACGCAGAAUGCUUUUGUCAUCUUCAUGCCGGAGAUCUCACGCACUCAUAUGGGCGGAACAAUGCGCCUGGGUCUUCGACCCACUGUAUUUGACCGUGAGUUCGAGACUUGGUCCAAGGCUCGCAAGUUAUACGGCGGCAAUGAAAAAAUGUGGGAAAGGCAUCGACACCGAUACGAGGUCAACCCGGAACAGGUGCAGCGUCUGCAGGAGAGCGGUCUUACAUUUGUGGGCAAGGACGAAAAAGGGGAGAGAAUGCAAAUCCUUGAACUCAAAGAUCACCCAUUUUUCAUGGGUUUACAAGCCCAUCCUGAACUGUGCUCGAGACCACUCAAUCCUUCACCGCCCUUCUUAGGCUUCAUUGCGGCGUCUUCCGGACAAUCUGAUUUAGAAGAACAGAUUCAAGUGCAACUGAAAUCCUUCCGCCCACCUCACCCCGAACAUUCGAUGGUUAGUGAAGAGGCGCUGAGGACAAGUACGCAGGAACACCCAAUUGCCAAUGGUGUCGGAACUAUGACACCGCUAACCGACUAAACACAUGUAGCUCGUCUAGUAAUACAUCACACUGCACUCGGUAGGUCCAUACUGUGUGACUAAAUAUUCAGCGCACCAUAAAGGUAUUCCACUUGCAUUUCGAGAAUCUUAGAUAUAGAUCUCAAGAUUUCAUAUUUGUACUUUGCGAUCCUGAUAUUGGCAUAAUGUAUUUUUAAGGAACGCAUGCCCGCCUUCUGCUCACCGAUGCUAAU